UAUCUCAUCUCUCUCUCUCUCUCAAUCUCUCUCUCUCUCUUAGCGUUAUGAUCCUAGCACAACGUUCGUCAAAUCGACGUUUAUGGAAACUUAUUAGGGUUUUAAAUUCGAGAAAGCGAAAUUUGAAACCGACACCAAUGAAUCGGUUGAUUCUUCUUUCAACCUAGCUUUCAAAUUUUCUGAUUUUUUUUCAUUUCCAUCUACUCAGUAAAUUCUUUUGAAGAUUUAUGUGUUCUUGUUGUUUCGUUGCUGAGAGCUCGAAGCUACCGGGAAGUUCGGAAGAAAUGAUAGUUUCUGUUCGAGUGUUAUACUUCUGUUCGCUAUAGUGGAGUGAAGAUUUAAUAACUUGGAACCGUAGAUUCAGUAAGGUGGCUGUUGUUAGCAGCUAGAGAAGUAGUUUUUCGGAUUUGUUUGAUUGGAUUCAAUUGGAUACUGAAGUUUUUCUGUGAGAAAUGGCUUGUGAAGCUAUACAACAGUGGACAUUUAAUGGAUUAGUGGCUGCAUUUCUUGAUCUCGGUAUAGCUUAUCUUGUAUUAUGUGCAUCAAGUCUUGUUUUCUUUACUUCCAAAUUUCUUGCACUGUUUGGAUUAUGUCUGCCUUGUCCUUGUGAUGGCCUAUUUGGUAAUCUUAGUAGUGAUCACUGCUUCCAAAAGAUACUAGUGGAUCGUUCAUCCAAAAAAGUAUCUUCUGUCAUUCAUUCGGCUAGAGAAAAGUUACCAUUGAAUUCCAUGUGGGAUCAAGAGCCAAAAUGUUGUUUUAAGUCAACGUUGAUGCACGAGAGGAAUGGCAACAAGGCGCAUGUUGAAUCAGAAGGCGAACCAUCUGAUGAUUCCUUUUCUAAAACCAGAUCACUGCAAGCUAUGAUUUAUGGAGAUUUUCACAGUGUAAAAGAAUCGCGUUGUAACGGCGAUGUGGAUCACAAGAAGGUCAUGUCAGUGUCUCCAAAUGACAUUUCACAGUUGGAUAUGGAAGAUCUUUCUCUGUCUCCUUCAAGCUUCAGUGGAUUUGGGGAUAAUAAUACUGAGGACGGCUUCUUUUCUGUUGAUUCUGGAGAUGAAAGAGAGGAGUCUUCAUCAGACAACAGCGAUCAAUGUAAAGUAUUUCCCGAUGAGAAAAUAUGGGCGGAGAAGUUCGUAGCGUCUUUUGAAGAGGCAGGGAGCAAAUGCAGAGGGGAGCUAUGCUUGGAUGGUAAUGAGAGUGAUACAAUCAAACUAUUGGAACAAGCACUUGAAGAAGAGCAGAUGGCUCGUGCAACUCUGUACCUGGAGCUUGAGAAAGAGAGAAGUGCUGCUGCCACUGCUACUGAUGAGGCCAUGGCUAUGAUAUUACGUCUUCAGGAGGAGAAGGCAUCGAUAGAAAUGGAUGCUAGGCAAUACCAGAGGAUGAUAGAGGAGAAAACUGCUUACGAUGCUGAGGAAAUGAGUAUUCUUAAAGAAAUUCUAGUGAGGAGAGAGCGGGAAAUGCAUUUCCUCGAGAAGGAAGUUGAAGCGUUUCAGAAAAGUUUCUUUGAAGAUGAUGGAGUGGAUGUUGAUAUGCUCGACCCGGAAAUUACACCACAAGGGGUCCCUUCUUUCGCCUAUUCGAGUAAAGGUCCAUCUCAUAUGCUUCAAUGCAUUCAUAGAUCCAUUAGAGACAAGCAAGAUGCAAAUUACACAAAACGUUCUUCACAAUAUGAGAUCCCAUCAAUUGAGUUGCGGAAGUUAACUUUUGAAUUUGAGGACGAGUCGCCAUUUAUUCACUCGGAUGAACAUGCUGAUGCUGCAGAAGCCGGGGGCAUGUUGUUGCACCAAGCCGCUGAUAACUUCAUGAUUAAAGAAGAGAAUGACAAUGAGUUACAAGAAAAGGGCAUGGUGGAAGAUGAAAAUUUAUACAUUCUGCAAGGAGAAGUAAAUGAACUGGAACCAUAUCUGCAAAGCAAUAUGUCAAAUGGUCUUGAUAAAGUUGAGAAAUCCACGGAACUGGAACCGAUUGCAGAUGAACGAGAAAAAGUCGACGAAGUUUCAUAUGACGGGUUGGCAUCAGCUAAAACAAUUAUUCCCUGUGUUGAGUACAACUUGGAAAAGAAUGGUGACCAUCAAAAGCAGCAGCCAAAAGAUCUCGACUCUAUGACCAAUAUUGAUCCCCAAUCUCAUGAUAUUCAUGUCAUUGAUGAAGAAGCUAGCACAUGCGACGACGUUAGUGCCGAUGCAAGCAAAGAACCGGUGAUCAAUGGUACCUCGAGUUUUCCAGCUAACUGUUAUAGUCCAUCCUUCAGCUUGUUGCAGAGUGAACUAGACAUCACAAGAAGCAACUCAGAUGCCUCCGGUAGAUUUCCACCAUUUGCUCGUUCUCGAAGCAAUUGCUUGCGUUCCGAAUUGCGUAGAAAUUCAAUGUCUGCUGUCGAUUAUGAAAGGUCUAAAAUUGGCGAUGAAGUUGAGUCGCUCAGAGAAAGGUUGAAGAUUGUUCAGGAGGAAAGAGAAAAACUCAGGUUCUCUUUGGAACACAAAGACAAGGAGAACAAUCAGUUACAACUCUUAGAAAGUAUAACAAAUCACCUUCGUGAAAUCCGGCAACUGACGGAUCCUGGAAAGGCAAUUCUGCAGGCUCCAUUUCCUCCAUCCUCUAAGGGUGUGUCAAAGAAACGAUGCUGGCGAAGUUCAUCUUUAAGCAUUCACAGAAGCAGCUAAUUUGAAAACUCCCACCAAAAAAGGAAGAAUAAGAAUGAAACGAAACACCAUAGAAGAACAUGAUACAGCAGGAUCCUCCAGGUUAGAAAUUCUAGCUUUUUUGCCCCCACUGCCAUACAAACUCAUAUGUAAAUUGGGAAUAAAUUGAUAGCUUUUGCCUCCCUUCUGUACAUUCUCUAAAAAAGUUCGAUGUGCCUGAUAGAAUGUACCAUCUAGUUGCUAUAUGGAAAGAUGCAUGAAAGCAAUACGUUAGAUA
Messenger RNA from Cucurbita pepo subsp. pepo (vegetable marrow), 2922 nucleotides. The record is from RefSeq and is a predicted model, not a curated record. NCBI's taxonomy places the organism in Eukaryota, Viridiplantae, Streptophyta, Magnoliopsida, Cucurbitales, Cucurbitaceae.